Molecule: messenger RNA, 724 nt
Organism: Malus domestica (apple)
Lineage: Eukaryota; Viridiplantae; Streptophyta; Magnoliopsida; Rosales; Rosaceae
Biological process (GO): translation
Cellular component (GO): ribosome
Molecular function (GO): 5S rRNA binding; structural constituent of ribosome
Source: RefSeq, a predicted model, not a curated record
GAAAACAAACGAAAUAAAAAACACACUGAAACCUCUACUGUUUCGUUUUGGCAGAUUAAACCAUUUCGAAAGCUCUGAACUUUUGAGCACUUCAGUGAGUUCUGAAUCCAUCGCUUCAAGCUUUCUUUGCAAGACAUCCAAUUCGAAAUGGGUAUCCCUCCGGUCAGGCCACCUAGUAUUACAAAGUAUCUAAAGCCUUACGUCCUGAAGAUGCACUUCACAAACAAAUAUGUAAGCGCCCAGGUGAUCCACACACCAACUGCCACUGUGGCAUCUUCUGCAAGCUCCCAAGAAAAGGCCUUGAGAGAAAGCAUGGAGAUACGUCGGGAUGUUGCUGCUGCUGCAAAGAUUGGGAAGAUAUUAGGGGAGCGCCUGCUGCUCAAGAACAUUCCCGCUGUAUCCGUCCACUUGAAGAAAGAACAGAAAUAUCACGGUAAGGUUAAAGCUGUCAUUGAUAGUGUGGUUGAAGCAGGUGUCAAACUACUCUGAAGAAUCACUUGAGUGUACUUACAUUAAGGUAGUCAGUAUCAGUUGUCCUUGUUCUAGACGGGCUGCCGGGGAAUGUAGACCGAAGGAUUGUGUGGUAGGAUAUGUCUUUCGAUUGCUAUGCUACGGUGAUCAUGAACACUAGUGGAACUUUUGGUUUUCCGAUGUAAUGUUCUGGUUGGAUGUUGAUUUUGAUUUCAACGAUAUUAUUCAUCGGAUUGCAACUUUUGAAAUGUCA